Molecule: messenger RNA, 412 nt
Organism: Temnothorax curvispinosus
Lineage: Eukaryota; Metazoa; Arthropoda; Insecta; Hymenoptera; Formicidae
Gene: mRpL53
Exons: 2
Source: RefSeq, a predicted model, not a curated record
AGAAUAACGCAUGCAUAACGCUUUUUACUUGCAGAGACUUUCUAUUUUACAUUAGCGCUCCGAGAAUCCGUGCGACGAAUCCGCAGUGCUCCCUGAAAACGGAGGUCGUGUGCGAUCGUUCCGAGCCGGUCAUCACGUUCAGUCUUCAGUCAGGUGAAAAAGUAGUGUUAAAAACGGCCCUUUUGACAAGCCUGAACGUUUUGGAGCUUUACAACAAGCACAUCACUAGUCUGAUUCCGCCCGAUCCGGCUGUGGUCGAGGCUAAAAAAGCGCUCGAGGAAGAGAAGAGAAAGAAGAAAAAGCGACCGCACCAUAAAAGAAAAUUAUACAGCAAGCGUAGAGGAGUGAUACUCUAAUUUAAUUGGCAACUUAUUGGACCGCUUAUGAUUGGUAAUAAAUCAAAUUGUGUUUA